Mugil cephalus (flathead mullet) is the source of this 1955-nucleotide messenger RNA. RefSeq names its product solute carrier family 2, facilitated glucose transporter member 1 (gene slc2a1c). Lineage: Eukaryota; Metazoa; Chordata; Actinopteri; Mugiliformes; Mugilidae. Gene Ontology annotation, molecular function: hexose transmembrane transporter activity. Gene Ontology annotation, cellular component: membrane. The transcript is spliced from 11 exons. The record is from RefSeq and is a predicted model, not a curated record. Gene Ontology annotation, biological process: monosaccharide transmembrane transport. The coding region runs from base 202 to 1698 and encodes 498 amino acids.
GUUUGUGUGUGUGUGAUUAUAUCUGAAACUCAGGGAUGAAGACGGGAUCAAUGUACGAGGCUCAGGAACAGUGUUGAGGAAAAGAAUAUCUAGAUAUGUAGAUACAGACGUGAGGUUUCGACCACUUUUCAUUUGAAUUCGUGCUACAAGCCUCUGCUUUACUCCACAGCACAGUGUCAAAACUCGACCAGAAGAAAAUAGAUGCUCCUACAUCGAGAGAGAGCGAUAUCCGUCUCACCGCGACUAAUGGCGUCUCAGGAGAGCCAUCUGACAGCCACACUCCUGACCUCCAUCCUUGCAGCGGUGCUGGGCUCCCUGCAGAUCGGAUACCACACGGGCAACGUCAACGCUCCAGCCAAGAUCAUCGAAGAGUUUUUCAACCACACCUGGAGAACCAGACACAACCAGUCGAUGCCAGAUCACAGUCUGACUAUCCUGUGGUCGCUCUCCGUCAGCAUUAAGGACUUUGGAGCUUUGCUGGGCUCACUGGGAGUAAAAUACCUUGCAGAUUCUUACGGCAGGCGUAACUCCAUCUUGAUAGUCAACUGUCUGUCUGUGGCCGGAGCGUGUCUGAUGUUUGCCUCCAAGGCCAGCGAGUCAUUCGAGGUUCUCAUCCUGGGACGGUUGGUGUUCGGCCUGUUCUGUGGCCUGGUGAUGAGCCUCAACCCCCUCUACAUCCAGGAAGUGUCCCCCACCAACCUGAGGGGGGCCUUUGCCACACUCAACCAAGUGUCCUUUGCCACCGGCAUCCUGGUGGGAAUGGUGGCUGGUCUGGAGACGGCGUUGGGCACAGAGCAUCACUGGGCCAUGAUGCUGUCCCUGUCUCUCAUUCCAGCCCUGAUACAGUACCUGGUCCUGCCUUUCUGCCCUGAGAGCCCUCGCUACCUCCUCAUCAACCGGGGAGAGGAGGCCAAGGCAGAAACUGCUCUGCUGAGGCUGAGGGGCAGUGUAGACAAGAUGUUGGCUGAGCUGGAGGAGAUGAAGGAGGAGGCUGCCCACGCUCAGACCGGGGUCACUAUCCAUGAGUUCUUCAAGAGACGCAGCUACAGGCAGCCCAUUAUUAUCGUCCUCAUCGUCAACUUGGGAAGCCAGCUCUCCGGAUUCAACGCGAUAAUCAACUAUUCCACCAAAAUGUUCCAGACCAACUUCGACCAGGCCAAAUAUCUGACUCUGGGUGUUGGAGCUGUCAAUGUGACCUUCACUUUGGUAGCAGUCUUCCUGAUGGAGAGGGCAGGGAGGAGGAAGUUGCUCCUGACUGGUUUCAUCUCCAUAGCUGUGUGCAACUUACUCGUGACCAUAGUCGACUCGGUCCUGCACCUGGUCCCAGAGCUGCGGAGCCUUCAGGUCCUGCUGGUGUUCUGCCUGAUCUCUGCGUAUGAGCUGGGCCCGGGUCCCAUCUCCUGGUUCAUCGCUGCUGAGCUGUUCGACCAUCCCGGCAGACCCAUCGCCAUGGCCUUCACCAGCAUGCUCAACUGGGGAGGGAAGUUUGUCCUGGCUCUCCUCUUUCCUCCAUUACUGAAAAUCUGUGGCGCUUAUGUCUACCUCCUCUUCAUGAGCGUGGCUCUGCUCGCCUUCACCCUCACCUGGAUUCGCCUCCCGGAGACGAAAGGCCGAACGUUCGACGAUAUUGCGGAGGAGUUCAGAGGAGCGGAGGGCAUCCCUCUGCACAAUAAGACUGGGUUCAACACCUUCACCUGACACAGCCCGAUAUAGUUUCAGUUUUAUUUCUCAAGUUUUGGAUCCUGAUUGCGGUCCUCACACCACUGAACGAAUGACUUCAGAGACACUUCUUGUGAUAAAAAUAAAAAGCCAUACUUAAUCAGCGCAAUUCACAAAUCUCAUUUCUUCUUCUUUAGCAAAAUCUGCCUUUCUCAAAAAAGAAAAAAAAACAACAACAAAAAAGUUCGGCCAAAGUUAUCCCGAACAGCCACAAUCGUCCUUACAAAUCCUUUCAA